Messenger RNA from Oncorhynchus gorbuscha (pink salmon), 2552 nucleotides. RefSeq names its product sodium- and chloride-dependent GABA transporter 2-like. Bases 23 to 2155 code for a protein of 710 amino acids. The record is from RefSeq and is a predicted model, not a curated record. Gene Ontology annotation, biological process: sodium ion transmembrane transport. Gene Ontology annotation, cellular component: membrane. NCBI's taxonomy places the organism in Eukaryota, Metazoa, Chordata, Actinopteri, Salmoniformes, Salmonidae. The transcript has 13 exons.
CAAACGCAACGGUAAAGUUGGAAUGUGUCUGUCUGAGUCAAUGAGUACAUUUCAGACUCCUGCUGCUUCAGUCACGCUGGCUGAACUUGGGAUAGAUACCAGCCUUCAGAACACAAUGGACGGACAGGCAUAUGGGAGAGAUGGAACAAAUGGAAAAGCAUGGAUAGAGGGUGAAAAAAGAAAGGAUGACGACCUGGGUCAGAAGGAAAUGUUGGUGAAGGAAGGAUGUGCAGUGAAGGAGGGAUCAGCGAAGGUGAAGAUGGAGGAGAGAGGUCACUGGGGCAGCAAGACGGAAUUUCUUCUGGCCGUAGCAGGCAAUGUGGUGGGACUAGGUAACGUGUGGAGGUUCCCCUACCUCUGCUACAAAAAUGGUGGAGGGGCGUUCCUGGUGCCGUACCUGGUGUUUGUGAUGACCUGCGGGGUGCCCUUGUUCCUGCUGGAGACGGCCAUGGGACAGUACACUCAGGAGGGAGGCAUCACCUGCUGGAAGAGGCUGUGCCCAUUGGCCGAGGGUAUCGGCUAUGCAGGGCAGUUGAUCCUCCUCUACAGCUGUAUGUGUUACAUCAUCAUUUUGGCCUGGGCUCUGUUCUACCUGGUCUUCUCCUUCAGCGCUCAGCUCCCCUGGGCAAGCUGCACCAACCCCUGGAACACUGAUGACUGUGUUGACUUCUCCUCUCAAAACCGUACUUUCAAUUGGACUGGACAGAUGAACUCAACCUCUGCAGCCACUGAAUUCUGGGAGCGUCGUGUGCUGGCCAUCUCGGGGGGCAUAGAGGAGGUGGGCAGUGUCAGGUGGGAGGUGCUGCUCUGUCUCAUCGUCAUGUGGGUCAUCUGCUACUUCUGCAUCUGGAAAGGGGUCAAGUCAACAGGCAAGGUUGUAUAUUUCACUGCUACCUUCCCCUACGCGAUGCUGCUGGUACUACUGAUCAGAGGCCUGACUCUGCCAGGGGCCCUGCAGGGGGUCCUGUUCUACCUCUACCCUGAACCAGACAGGCUCUCUGACCCCCAGGUGUGGAUGGAGGCCGGCUCCCAGAUCUUCUUCUCCUACAGUGUGGGAGUGGGCUCCUUAAACGUGCUGGGCUCCUACAAUACCUACAACAACAACUGCUACAAAGACUGCCUGUGGCUGUGCUUGCUGAACAGCGGCACCAGCGUGGUUGCUGGGUUCGCAGUUUUCUCAGUCCUGGGGUUCAUGGCUCAUGAACAGGGCGUUCCCAUUGAGGAGGUGGCGGAGUCGGGUCCUGGGCUGGCGUUCAUAGCGUACCCCCAGGCAGUAGCCAUGAUGCCCCUGCCUCAGAUGUGGGCUGUUUGUUUCUUCAUCAUGAUCAUUCUACUGGGUCUGGAUACACAGUUUGUUGCCAUGGAGGUGGUGAUGACGUCAGUAUCAGACCUGUUUCCCACGGUGCUGCGGAGGACUGGGCGCAGGGAGCUCUUCCUCCUCUUCUUCUGUCUCACCUGCUUCUUCUUCCAACUCAUCAUGGUCACAGAGGGUGGGAUGUAUGUGUUCCAGAUCUCUGUGAUCUACUUAAAGAGAGUGUUUGUCCUAGUCACACCUCUCUCCUCCUGUCCCCAGGGUGGGAUGUAUGUGUUCCAGAUCUCUGUGAUCUACUUAAAGAGAGUGUUUGUCCUAGUCACACCUCUCUCCUUCUGUCCCCAGGGUGGGAUGUAUGUGUUCCAGCUGUUUGACUACUAUGCCUGUAAUGGAACCUGUUUGCUCUUCCUCUCUGUGUUCGAGUCCCUGGCCAUGGGAUGGAUAUUUGGUGCAGAGCGUAUGUAUGGCGUAAUAGAGGACAUGACAGGGAUGAGGCCUAACCCCGUCUUCAAGCUCUGCUGGCUCUACCUGACCCCUCUGGUUUCUCUGGUGUCGUUCAUCUGCUCUCUGGUGGAGUACCAGCCCCUGACCUUCAACCGCUGGUAUGUGUACCCAGGAUGGGUGUAUGUUCUGGGCUGGCUGUUGGCCCUCUCCUCCAUCGUCCUGGUCCCCGGGUGGGCCCUGCUGCAGAUCUGCACCGGGACAGGCAGCCUUAGAGAGCGUUUCCUCCACUUGUGUCGGCCAGACAAUGACCUCCCGUUGACCCGGAAGAGAAAGGCUGUCCUCUGGAGCAGAGAUGGAGGUACACUCAUGACUGCAGCAGAGGAAAGCACAGACAACUGAUACACACCCAGAAAAGCUUCUGUGUCAAAGCUCUUCGUAUACUGAACGUUUAUUUCAACACCAAGCUGAACUCUUGUAUCUUUACCAACACGUUGAGAGAAACGCAUUGAUAAUGAACAAUGGUGCAUGUUUCAAUAGUGUCAUCAUGUUCCAUAUUUGAAGUGUUGCCACCUUACAUUUGAAAGGACAAAGCUCAAACAACCUAGAGACACUGUAGGUUGUCAUUGUACAAAACAAUGUUCUUUCAACUGUCCCCACUCAGGGCUUAACAUGUGUAGUGGCUUCCUUUAGUUUUUACCAUAGCCACUGCCCAAGCCUGAAGUGGGGUUGUUUGAUACGCACACAGUCCACACUCAAGGUUUCCAAACGGCCAAACAUUCAAUGACAUCCAGGGAUA